AUGGCGGAGUUCACACAAUACGAGCCUGGCCACGAGCCCUCAAGAUCCAUCACAGCAGAUCAAGCUCGGACCUUCUCCCUCAUCUACCUCUACCAUCUCUGUGUCGUGUAUCUGCACUCCUGUAUGGUGCCCGUACUAUCCUGUCGUCCACACACCCCCACUAUCUCACGCGCCAUGAUUCGACUUGCUGCGGAGCAGGCAUGGAAACAUUCUAUCUAUAUGGCGACCAUAGCAGAGCAGUUCAUAGCACGCAAGACGACCGUCUCGAAAUCGUGGGCUAUAGUGGGGUAUGGCGCCUAUGUGUGCGCUGCAAUCCAGCUGCGGAGAUUUCUCGCCCUUGGAGCUCUGAGUCACCAGCGUCUACAAGAAACAAAAGUACAUCUACACCUCACGGGCGAACUCAGUAAGUAUUGGAUGACGUUACGGCCACUAGUAAGUCUAAGUUCCCAACAACCUUAUCAUCUUUUGCCUCCAUGGCUCAUAAUAAAUAGCACCAAGAUAUGGAACAACAGUUCUCUCAGGCCCAAUCUCUUAUAUCGUCACGAGUCAAUGAUACUCAAGAAGUUGAUCAACAUCGUCGUGAACCCGCUCGUCUCAUAUACCAACCAGAUUCUUGUUCCCUCUCUAGGACUAUCCAGUCACAUCCGCACGUACGUCGCAAAUGAAGAUCUUCAAAGGCAGGACGAACAGCCUGAGCAGCAGAAUUUUAAUGCUCCUGUCAUUGUUACGGAGGCACGCGGCACUUCGCCAGCAUCAAACGUGCCCCAGGCGUCAGAUCACACACCCUUGUCCAGACAUUAG
Penicillium chermesinum is the source of this 801-nucleotide messenger RNA. RefSeq lists its product as uncharacterized. The record is from RefSeq and is a predicted model, not a curated record. The coding region runs from base 1 to 801 and encodes 266 amino acids. Lineage: Eukaryota; Fungi; Ascomycota; Eurotiomycetes; Eurotiales; Aspergillaceae. The transcript has a single exon.